Messenger RNA from Hemiscyllium ocellatum (epaulette shark), 1870 nucleotides. RefSeq names its product RFT1 homolog (gene rft1). Gene Ontology annotation, biological process: glycolipid translocation; dolichol-linked oligosaccharide biosynthetic process. The coding region runs from base 374 to 1645 and encodes 423 amino acids. Gene Ontology annotation, cellular component: endoplasmic reticulum membrane. Lineage: Eukaryota; Metazoa; Chordata; Chondrichthyes; Orectolobiformes; Hemiscylliidae. The transcript is spliced from 13 exons. The record is from RefSeq and is a predicted model, not a curated record.
GUUGUUUCGACUACUCAGCUUUCUGUUGAAUGCAUACACCCUGAGGUAUGUUUCAAAGGAGACCAUUGGCGUUGUUAAUGUGAGGCUCACACUGCUGUAUUCUACAGUCGUUUUCCUUGCACGAGAAGCUUUUCGGAAAGCAUGCCUGAAUGUUGGUGUGGAACAGAAAUGGGCGCAGGUUAUAAACCUGCUCUGGUUAACUGUUCCACUUGGAGUGCUCUGGUCAUUACUUUUGGGUUGGAUUUGGCUCCAUUUAGUAACAACCCCAGACCCAGCUCUAAUACCUCAUUAUGAAGUUGGUGUGGCAGCAUUCGGUCUCUCUGCUAUAGUAGAACUCCUCUCUGAGCCGUUGUGGAUCCUGGCACAGGUGCAUAUGUUGGUGAGGCUAAAGGUGAUUGCUGAGAGUCUUGCUAUUGUUGCAAAGUGUGUGCUGACUGUUCUGUGUGUCACAAUCGUACCGCACUGGGGUCUCUACAUCUUCUCUGUGGCUCAGGUUAGGGAUUUCAUCCAGAAGAAGACUACGCUCCUCACUAAGCCCUAUAAGCCCGAUUCAGAGAGGUUGUUGCUACAUUCCACAAACACCCUUUCGCUGCUUUACUCAGGUUGCCUCCUUACUUGUUACGUGCUGUAUUUUAUGAAGUAUAUUGGUUCACAGGAAGCACAAAGAAGAUCCUUCCCUCUCUCCACAGUAAGCGACGUAUUGCCUAAAUAUCAUUGUAAUCAGCCUAUCAUCGAUCUGAGAUUGGCUGUUCUUACUUGGAGCUUCUAUAAACAAUCUUUUCUGAAGCAGAUCCUGACAGAAGGUGAGCGAUAUGUCAUGACUUUUCUAAAUGUGUUAAGUUUUGGAGAUCAAGGUGUGUAUGACGUUGUGAAUAAUCUGGGAUCGCUGGUGGCCAGAUUCCUGUUCCUUCCCAUUGAGGAAAGCUUCUAUGUUUUCUUUGUCAAAGUGCUUGAGCGAGGAAAGGACAUUGGACACCAGAAGCAGGAGGAUGUUUCUAUGGCAGCCAAUGUUCUGGAGAUGCUUAUGAAGCUGAUGAUGUUGAUCGGACUGACCAUCACUGUGUUUGGAUACUCAUACUCCCAUCUGGCCCUGAAUAUCUAUGGUGGAUCGAUGCUGUGCUCAGGCCCAGGUCCAACUCUUUUGCGUUGUUACUGUGUCUAUGUAUUGCUCCUGGCUAUAAAUGGAGUGACCGAAUGUUUCACAUUCGCUGCAAUGAGUAAGGAAGAAGUUGACCGGUAUAACUUUAUGAUGCUGGCUCUAUCGCUUACAUUUCUUGGCUUUUCCUAUUGUUUGACAUGGUGGCAAGGAGGUGUUGGAUUUAUUUUAGCAAACUGCCUGAACAUGGGACUCCGAAUUACUCACAGCCUUCAGUAUAUCAGUCGUUACUUCAAGCAUAGCAAGAGUCAGCCCCUCAAGGGCCUUCUGAUCCCUGGGCCUUUACUGCUCGUCUAUCUUGGCAGUGGCAUAGUAACAGCACUUUCACAGGCUACUUUGAGUGAGCAGUGUUUGAUGUCCCAGUUGGUCCAUGUUCUGCUAGGGGCUUUGUGUUUAUCCAUCACCGUUGUCACGAUCUUCUUCACUGAGCCCAGACUUGUUUGGUUCGUUAGAACUCAAUUCCUUUCUCAGGGCAAGAAAGAAAUGUAGAAUUGAGAAUGAAACAAGCAGAAUGGUGAUUCCAAAGCCAAGAGACACCAACACCAGAGGACUUCCAGGGUGAUGGAUGAAAAUUUUGCAUUUUAAUUAUUAUAAAAUCACAAAGACUCAAAGUAAUCAUGGAAUCAUCAGAUCCAAGUGUGUGGGAUGGAUUUCACCAGAGAUUUGAAACAAGUCUGCUGUACUGUAUUUAUUGAAUAGAUUGAGUUCAAAUUU